Bombyx mandarina (wild silkworm) is the source of this 1596-nucleotide messenger RNA. It is a transcript of the gene BmOR-10, whose product is annotated as olfactory receptor-like. Gene Ontology annotation, cellular component: plasma membrane. The record is from RefSeq and is a predicted model, not a curated record. Gene Ontology annotation, molecular function: olfactory receptor activity; odorant binding. Gene Ontology annotation, biological process: detection of chemical stimulus involved in sensory perception of smell; sensory perception of smell. NCBI's taxonomy places the organism in Eukaryota, Metazoa, Arthropoda, Insecta, Lepidoptera, Bombycidae.
CAGGCUGUAGACACACCUACAAGCUAGUUUUGUCAUUUUUCGAUGUGGCCAUGGCGUUCUUUAUAAAAAACAAAAUGUUUGGUUUAACAAUAACUUUGAACACUUUAUCAUGGGCUGGAUUAAUAAUGCGAGAUCAAUACACGAAGACUCAAAGGAUCAUCGUCAGAGUGUAUGCAUGGCUGGUUUUCCUAUAUCUAUUUGUUGCUGCAGCUUGCGUACAAAUCGCGGACAUUAUUGACAUCUGGGGUGACAUUAAUCUCAUGGCGGAAACAGCUUUGCUUCUCUUUAUGGAAUUCGCAGUGAUUUCUAAGCUUUUAACCUUGUUAUUGAGAUACGAUAGAAUAAUGGAGAUCAUCAAUGGAACUGAAGAAAUAUUCUAUUUUGAAAACAGAUUGGAAGGCCAAAGGAUUAUCGCAAGUAUCGAUAAAGAGACGACCCGGUUUUUACAGUUCAACAGUGCAUUUGUUGCUUUGUCGACUGUUUUCUGGUUCAUGGGUGAGCAUAGCAGCACAUUUUUCAUUCGAGCUCCUCCUCCUCCUCGAGUCGUAUACCCGUUUAAUGAAAUGAAAUCACCGGGCUAUGAGUUUGCACUUAUACAUCAGUGCAUGAUGAUGGUAUUCACGGGAUAUACUGUGUUCAAUAUUAAUAUCUUCUUCGCAUCGGUGGUCGCAGGCUGCCGUUGUAGACUAAAGCUAGUGGCUUUGUCGAUACGAAAUAUCUGCAUCAAUAUACCGGUGAACAAAAAGAAUCUUAUAACACCAGAAGAAGAAAAAAUCGUUAAAGAAAGGCUUCACUGUGCUAUUUCGCAACAUAAGUGUGCUCUGAACGCAGCGAAGGAUAUUAAGAAUUGUAUAUCCGGAUUUCUUUUGGUGCAACUCACUGUAUCCAUUAUUAUCAUCUGCACUACGGCAUAUCAAUUGGCUGUGAACAAAGCAAUUGGUAAUAUACAAAAAACAUCAAUGGUUGGGUAUAUCCUUGGAGCGUCACUUGAAGUUUUCUUAUUCUGCUUUCAAGGAGAAUUUCUUCGUAAUGCGAGUGAAGAAAUUGCGGAUGCUGCAUAUGAAUGUCCAUGGUACACCCUCACUCAACCUUUGAAAAGGACCCUUUUAAUAAUCAUGAUGCGAGCACAGAGCCCCGUCAUUCUCACGGCGGGGGGUUUCAUUGAUUUGUCCAUCAGAGAAUUUAUGGGAAUACUGAAAGCAUCCUACAGCUUUUUCACGGUUCUCCAACAUGUCAACGAAUAAGACAAUGCAUAUUAACUAUCUCAAGUUUGUCAAGAUUUUUCUUCUCACAUUACCUAAUUUAAAUAAUUUUAUGCAAUUGUGUGAUCAACACCUAAACCUUUUCUUACACUUUCUGAACACCUUAACUACGAAUUUUAUAAAAAAAUCAUAAUAAAUGGAAAUCGUCUACAAACAACAGACCUUCCAACAUCAUCGUCGAGUGGAAGAGCACGAUCGUCCACCAUCCCCACCUUUUGGGAACAACGAGGCGAAAUGGAUCAUCAUUAUCAUUAAUGGAUCGGGAGGAUCCGUAAUGACGUGUUUAGGGCGACGUCGACUGUUUACCGUCCGGUCUACAGGAUCGGGUAUAUAA